GGAGAGCUUGAAGAAGGUCAAGGAGGAAGAGGGAUCCAUCAUCCAUGGGAAACAUCCUCAGGGCCUGCUUCAAGGGAGAAGAAGACCAUGGUGGCGAUCACUACCCCUACUACCGCCCAACCUCCAGGCCCCACUACCAGCCGCAGCACUGCGGUGAUGAUCAGCCUGCAGCCGCUUCUUGGCCCCGGCCUCAUCAGCAGGCUCUAGGUCCCCAUGGCGUGGCGGAGGCCACCGCCGGCGUCGCCGCCCUGGCUCAGGACCUCCUCAACUUCGAAUCCACUUCCAUGGUACCUGAAGGCCUCGGACAGAAUGUUACAUCAUCCAAGAAAGCACAGGUUAAAUGGUACCGGAACAUUUUGGAGGUAUAUAAGAAUACGAGGCCCCCACCGAAAACACCGGCAGAGGCUGCCCAGCUAGUUGCAACAGCCCUAAGCAGAAUUCAGAGAGUUGAUUUGGAGGGUGUUCUUGCAUUUUACAACCUCCCGAUCCCAUCACUCCCUGCAGCAUCAGCAUCCUCAGGCCAUCAUCCAUCCUCCUUACCAGAGGGCAUACAGUCUGUGCUGAACACUUUGCCGGUCAACAACAUGUGCAUCGGAGAUGGUGAUGGCUUUACUGCCUAUGUUGACACAACAGACCCAAGGGAGUCUGCGAAUGUGCCACUGGAAGUGCAUGAGAUGGUGAUUGCAAGGACUCAAGCACGCACUGAUAGGGAUUACAAGACGGCUGAUGCUCUUUUAAGGAGCCUUGACAAAUCUGGAUACAAGAUAAUAACCAUUUCAGGUGAAGAGAUACUUACAAGGAAAUACCGAAUCAGAAUGAGGGGCAUUGAUGCACCGGAGCUUGAGAUGCCAUAUGGGGAGGAAUCGAAAAAUGCGUUGGUGAAGCUCAUUGGUGGGAGAAGCGUCACAAUUUAUGUGUAUGACCAGGACCAGUUUGGGCGUUACGUGGGUGACAUCUACUGUGAUAAUGUGUUCAUACAGGAGAAAAUGCUGAAGAGCGGUCAUGUAUGGCAUUUCAAGAAUUAUGACCAGCGCCCAGAGUUUGCAAAGUGGGAGAGAGAGGCAAGAGCUGCACACCGAGGGCUUUGGGCGUCAGAUAGCCCCGAGAAGCCAUGGGAUUGGAGAAGAAAGCAGCGCAGAGCAGGGCACGAUGCCAUUCAGGUCUACUAAUGGAGCUGAACUUGGAGUUUCCAGCUCUCAAAUGAUCUGAUAGCCACGUAGUUUCUUAACGAGGUUCUUGUACAGCUUGCUGCAGAUGAAUGCGUAUCAGAAACCAAAAGCCAAAGUGUAUGGUUUAUGUUUGUGGAAAAUACCUUAUCUGAAGUGCUUUCUGUAGUCUGAAGUCUGAACCUGGGAAUAUAAUGUACAAAUGAAUUGUUGUCAGUAAGCA
Phragmites australis (common reed) is the source of this 1389-nucleotide messenger RNA. Its product is annotated as probable staphylococcal-like nuclease CAN2. The coding region runs from base 45 to 1169 and encodes 374 amino acids. Gene Ontology annotation, cellular component: cytoplasm. The transcript is spliced from 9 exons. The record is from RefSeq and is a predicted model, not a curated record. NCBI's taxonomy places the organism in Eukaryota, Viridiplantae, Streptophyta, Magnoliopsida, Poales, Poaceae.